UCACAUGGUGACUACAGCAUGGAGAAUGCCAGCACAGAUCACGCUGAUUCUGACAUUUGCAAGUGUGGCUACCUGCGUAAACAGAAGUCAAUGCAUCGGCGUUUCUUUGUGCUACGGGCAGGAUCUGACCAUGGUCCUUGCCGCCUUGAAUAUUAUGAGAAUGAAAAGAAGUUUCGAUGCAAAGGUGCCAUUCCAAAGCGUAGCCUUAAUUUGGAGACCUGCUUAAGCAUCAGCAAGAGGGCAGACCUGCGAAACAAGCACUUGAUUGUCAUCUACACUAAAGAUGAAAGUUUUGUGUUGGGGGUUGAAGGAGAAGCAGAGCAGCAGUGCUGGUUCCAGGCAAUGGUGGACCUGCAGUGCAAGAGUAAGUUGAUACCAGGAUCCAAAUAUGGUGGGGUCAUCCCAGGACCAGCCUUCAAAGAAGUUUGGCAAGUAAGUCUGAGACCCAGAGGCCUGGGCCAAGCCCGGAACUUAGUUGGGAUCUACAGGCUGUGUUUGACAGAAAAGACCAUCAGCUUUGUAAGGCUGAACUCUGAUGCAGCAGCCGUUGUCCUGCAGCUGAUGAACAUUCGUCGAUGUGGGCAUUCAGACAAUUACUUCUUCAUUGAGAUGGGUCGGUCUGCAGUCACUGGGCCUGGGGAGUUUUGGAUGCAGGUGGAAGACUCCGUGGUUGCUCAAAAUAUGCAUGAGACUAUACUAGAGGCCAUGAAGGCCAUGAGUGAGGAAGUACGACUCAGAAGCAAAAGCCAGUCCUUGUCCUCAAAUCCAAUCUCUGUUCCUUCUAGAAGGCAUCAUGCCAACCCUCCUCCAAGUCAAGUUGGUUUUCCUCGCAGAUCAAGAACAGAAACAAUGAGCAACACAUCUCCAACUCCAAAGCAUAGUUUUCACAGACCUCGCACAUCUAGUGAUGGUAAUGGUUCAGCUUGUAGGCCUAAGUCACAUGAAAGCAGUCCAGCAAACUCAACUCCAACUCUUAAACAGAAAUCUCAGAAAAAUCCUGGAGUACCAAAGCCACAACAUCCCCCUCUGAACCACACUCAGUCUACUCCAGCACCUUCUGUGCGUUGCCCAGUGUUACAGAGUCCAGUAAGCCUGUCCUCUGGCAGUACAACUGUUAAUGGAUCAGAUUGCGUGUACACAAGGGCUUCAAGCAGUUCUAUAUCAGAAUCUCCCAGCGAUUACUGUUUUACAUCCUCUGAUGAAUAUGGCUCUAGCCCAAGUGACUCCAGACAUUCUUGCAUUGGCAGAAGUAUAACUCCAGAUUCAUUAAGCUACAUAACCCCAUCUCUUGAUGAUAGUAAUGGAAACUAUAUUGCGAUGGGAAAACGGACUUCAGUUGCAGAAGAAGCACAUUGCCAGCGAAGAAUCCUGCGCCGGGCUUCAAGCAGAGAAGGUGAAACUGAUAGGGGCUUAAGCAAAAGGGCUUCCCUGCCCCCUAUGGCACUUGGGAAGCUAACACCUAGUAUGCCCAGAAAAAGGGAAGAAUACACUGUGAUGUCUCGGACUGCAAGUAGAGAAUCUUUCACUGCACCAUCUAAAGGAGUUGAUUAUCCAUAUACAGAAGGCAGUGAUGUUACUGAUGAAUUGCACAGACAAAACAGAAAAAACUGUGCAGUAACAGACAAUGGCUACAUGACCAUGCUUCCUGGAGUUGUCCCCACUCAAAACAAAAAUGAUGAUUAUAUGCCUAUGACACCUAACAGUGUAUCACCACCACGACAGAUUGUAAGUUCUCGAUCAGAAGCUAAUGGAUAUAUGGUAAUGUCACCGAAUGGAAGCUGUUCCCCAGACAGUGCUGUUUACCAGAGGAGUUGGGUCAGUGCAGAGAAGUUGUCGGUUGGAAGCAAUGAUAGCAAGAUGUCUGGUAGCGACUACAUGAAUAUGUCACCUUUAAGUCGCUCAGCUUCCAGCACACCUCCGGAUAGCGGUAUACCUGAGGAGGCACCAAAAAUGGUGUAUGCUUACUAUUCCCUUCCCCGCUCUUACAAACAGGCGACAGCUAAGUUUAAAGACAGCCAGUUCAACCCUUCUGUGAGCACGGUCCACCUUUCUUACUCUUCCUCAGCAAGCAGUGACAGCUUGGGAGAUCAGAAUAGCACGUACUUCUCUGUACCUCCUGUUCCAGCUCAAAUUGAGGACCAAGCCAGAAAAUCUGUGAAAAGUAAACGUCCUGUUAGCCUUUUUAUAGAUGUAUCAAAAGCAAGUACCCUUCCUAGAGUUCGAGAGACACCCCUUCCUCCAGAGCCCAAAAGCCCUGGUGAAUAUGUAAGUAUUGAGUUUCGAAGGAGUUCUGGUACUUCAUGGCCUAAUGUAAGAUCAAAUUCAUCCAUAGGUAACUUUCAUGAACUUUCUGAAACAAAUAUGUCUUCUGAGUAUGUGACAAUGGAGCUAGGAAACCCUGUCAACUUAUCCCAGUAUGCUAAGACUCCACUGACUACAUCUCAGCCAAAAAGAAACUCAUUUGAGCACAUUAAUGAUGACUGCAUGACUGUUAAAGUCGGUGACUCUUGCCCUUUUUUCAGCGAUUAUACAGACAUGGCCUUUAGUAUGGGCACUGAGACUCCCAAGUCAUCCUCGCCAAAAGAGGAGGAGGUGAGCAUAGAAGCUGACAAUUUAAUGGAUCAUAUGUCGCACAUGGGGACAUUUACCAUCCCAAAGCUGGGUUCAAAUCCAAAUCAGGGUGCCAAAGUGAUCCGGGCUGACCAACAAGGACGACGUCGCCAUUGCUCUGAGACAUUUUUAUCUGUGCCAACCACUGUUGGCUCUCUUUCUUUGCCCUUUGCGGACCAUACUAAACGACAUAGCUCUGCCUCUUCUGAAAACGUCUGGGCAAAAGGUGAGCAUGGUGCAACAGGAGGAACAGAAGAGAGGCCUGUCUCCAUUUCUCGUCAGAUGUCGACAGCACUUGAACAUGGACUGAACUACAUUGACCUGGAUCUUGUUAAGGAUAGCAGUCUGGCAGGCUCAUUGCUACCAGCUCGGCACUGUACAUUGCUUCAGGGGAUCAGCUGCAGCACAGACCUUAGUCUGUACGCCAGCAUUGACUUUCAUAAGUCGCAAGAACUGCGGAAUCAGAAAAAUAAUGAUGAUGGUACAGUUUGUGACUUGGGCAUGAAUUAUAGUAGUGGACUUGCUGCAAAAAAGGAUGCAUAUGUUUAG
Protopterus annectens (West African lungfish) is the source of this 3159-nucleotide messenger RNA. Its product is annotated as insulin receptor substrate 1-B-like. Gene Ontology annotation, molecular function: insulin receptor binding; phosphatidylinositol 3-kinase binding. The transcript has 4 exons. Lineage: Eukaryota; Metazoa; Chordata; Ceratodontiformes; Protopteridae. Gene Ontology annotation, cellular component: plasma membrane; cytosol. The coding region runs from base 19 to 3159 and encodes 1046 amino acids. The record is from RefSeq and is a predicted model, not a curated record. Gene Ontology annotation, biological process: insulin receptor signaling pathway.